This is a messenger RNA of Canis lupus familiaris (dog), 3000 nucleotides long. It is a transcript of the gene ZBTB42, whose product is annotated as zinc finger and BTB domain containing 42. The record is from RefSeq and is a predicted model, not a curated record. The transcript has 2 exons. Gene Ontology annotation, molecular function: RNA polymerase II cis-regulatory region sequence-specific DNA binding; protein binding; DNA-binding transcription factor activity, RNA polymerase II-specific. NCBI's taxonomy places the organism in Eukaryota, Metazoa, Chordata, Mammalia, Carnivora, Canidae. Gene Ontology annotation, cellular component: nucleus. The coding region runs from base 1 to 891 and encodes 296 amino acids. Gene Ontology annotation, biological process: regulation of transcription by RNA polymerase II.
AUGGAGGUCCCGGGGCACGGCGCGCGGCUGCUCGGCCGCCUGCGGCAGCAGCGCCAGCAGGGCUUCCUGUGCGACUGCACCGUGCUGGUGGGCGCCGCGCGCUUCCCGGCCCACCGCGCCGUGCUGGCCGCCUGCAGCGUCCACUUCCAUCUCUUCUACAGGGACCGGCCCGCCGGCAGCCGCGACGCGGUGCGGCUCAACGGCGACGUGGUCACGGCGCCCGCCUUCGGCCGCCUGCUGGACUUCAUGUACGAGGGCCGCCUGGACCUGCGCGGCCUGCCGGUGGAGGACGUCCUGGCCGCCGCCAGCUACCUGCACAUGUACGACGUCGUCAAGGUCUGCAGGGGCCGGCUCCGGGCCGAGGGGCGCGCGCCGCCGCGGGGGGAGCCGGAGCCGCCAGCCCGCGCCCCGCCUCUGUCUCGGGGUUCGCGCUGUUUCGUUUCUUCCUUUUGGCGGCUCGGGCUUCGGCGGCGGGCGCCGGGGCGCUCCCUCGUUCGUCCGCUGCUGUGCCCGCUGUGCAGCAAGCUGUUGCCCGGCGCGCACGUGCUGCAGGGGCACCUGAGCGCCCACUUCCGCGAGCGGGAGGGCCCCCGGGCGCGGCUGUCCCCCGACGGCCCGGCGCCCACCUGCCCGCUCUGCGGCAAGACCUUCUCCUGCGCCUACACGCUCAAGAGGCACGAGCGCACGCACUCGGGCGAGAAGCCCUACACGUGCGUGCAGUGCGGCAAGGGCUUCCAGUACUCGCACAACCUGAGCCGCCACGCCGUGGUGCACACGCGCGAGAAGCCGCACGCCUGCCGCUGGUGCGAGCGCCGCUUCACGCAGUCCGGGGACCUCUACCGCCACGUCCGGAAGUUCCACUGCGGCCUGGUCAAGUCCCUGCUGCUGUGACCUGUCCCCAGGCAGGGCGGGGCCUCGCAGGCGGACCCUUGGGGUGGAGGCCGCGGGAGGGGAGCUGGGGAGCGGGAGGCGCCCCUGUGCCGCGCUCCCAGCAGAGGGACCGCUGCUGCCCCCACCGCGGGCGGCUCAGAGCUGGGGUCACCCUCCUGCUGCCUCGCUCCUCCCCCACCCUCGGGCGGACUCCUGCUCCCAGCUGUGCCCUGACCUUGAGCACUGUCUUCCUCUCCAUCCCUCCAGCCAGUGUCCCCUCUGUCACCUCCAGGGGGUGUCCCGAGGGCCCUGAGCCCCGGCCCAGGCUCCUUGGCUUCAGAACGCGCUGUCGUCCUCCCACGGGGGGGCUUUCCUGACCACCUCCCUGACUCACUCGGGCCUUCCCUUGUGAGCCUGGCACCGUGCUUGGUAGGGAAGGCACACAUCGCAGAAGCUGUCAGCGUGUCCCAAAAAGGGCACUCGGGUGGAACAGGCCGCUCCUGGUGGGUGGCAGCAGGAGCCUCCCGGGGAGGCGGGCGGCAGGGCGCAGAGGCAGAACCAGAACCAGCCGGAAGCUGAGUGGCUCUUGAGUUCCAGGUGCUGGCGUGGGACGUGGGUCCCCCAGGGCUCGGAUCCUGACCACACUUCAAUUCCGUCCGUGAGAGGAAGUCGCAAUUUGGAAAUGAUUCUCUUCAGACGCGGAGAGCUUCCCCUCCCCGAGGUUGCCAGAUGUCUGCCCGCAGGCGUCGGGCCGAUGGGCCGUGCUGCCUCCCUGCCUGAGCACAGGGUCCGGGUGCCUCUGAGCACCCCGGGCGGCAGGGGCGGGGGGGGGGGGGGGCUUGGGUCUCGCAGGCUGCUACUGGGCUGCUGUGGGCCUCACCCUGACGUCGCUGGUUUGCCUGCCUCCCUGCUGCGGGUCAUUUCCAAAUGCUGCUCUCUACUCGGGUGAUGUUUGCGGGCUUUCCCUUCCCUCCAGCGGGGCUGGGUGACAGCAGCCAUCCAGCAAGGAGGCGAUCAGCUCCUGCCGGCCUGGGGUCACAGCCCCCCGCUAUCACCCACAGCUUCUGGAAGGGAGUGACCUCUGCAUUUGCAGUUGGUGGCGGUCACCCAGCAGAUCUUGCUGCCACAAUCUCUGUGAUUAAGACAAGGGGAGAGGGCAGGCGGGGGCUUGUCCCAGCUCCUGGGGGUCUUGCCGGCGACAGAGCGCCCCUGGACUCCUGGUAUCCACCAACUGGAGGCACUGAGGACAGAGUCCAGCCCAGUUUAAGUUAUUUUCUCGUCUCCUGGCAACACUUGAUGUCAUAUUUAUUUGUCUGCCUGGUCUGGAGUGGAAUGACCGGCGGCCUCACAGCAGGUGCACAGAAGGGGCUGGCUCCCUGCGCGCCCUCGGCUCCCCUGCUGUGUGGGCAGCCCACCCUGCGUGGCAGGGCCUCUCCUGGUGCGUGGGGCUCAGAGGCCCUGGACCGGCUGCAGACCAGAGAGCGCCGGGCAGGGGAUGCCCUGGCGCUCAGCCCACACCUCUGGAAGGGCUGCUGGUACCUCGCACUCUGUCCUGUACUCCGUGGCCAGGUGUUCCUGUGUGUGCGUGUGUGUGUGUGUGUGUGUGUGUGUCCAGCGAAUGCCGAGGCCGAGCCAUGCCCACCGCCCCAGCGGGCAGCAGGGAGACGUGGCGGCGGCCCUGGUUUUCCCCGGGGGUUCCAUGGGGAACUCUCCCGUCCUGACUUAUCAACACUGGAUUCAUUGUCUUCUGCAGUUACUGUGAAGUUAAUGUAAAGGGAAGUGGUUAGUUUUUAACUUGAGAACCCACACAGUCCAGACGAAAUCUCUAUUUAUGUAUUUAACGCACACAGUGCGUGGGCACGCGUGGUAGAGGCGCGCGGAGAUGCAGCCCGAGGAGAGCCUGCCGUGCGGGGGCCUCGGGGCCGGCCCGCCCCGUGUCCACGGCCUGGGCUGGGCAGCUCCCAGGGACCCGGGGACACUUGCUUGUGCUCAGCGCUCGGCGGGCGGUUUUGUUUGCACGCGCCCGCCUGCCACGGCAGUCUGGAAGGGAGGGCUGUCUUCCUGUGUUCACAUCAUCGUCUUCAUGACAGUGCUAAUAAAGUCCACCCCAGGUGGAGGUGGCCGGGAUUA